UCUAUUUUAUAUUAAUGAUAAUAGGCCUAUUGACAUUGCUAUUUAAUGUCAUAUGAUUGUUGAGCUACUGCGCAUGCGCAGAAAAAUCUGACAUUGACAUCAUUGACCACAAAAGAGCGAGAAUGAAACGGAAUGAAAGAAGAGAGAGAGAUUACUUAUUUGUAUUCUCGUAGGAGACCCACGCGUGACAUGGCAUGAUUUUUUAAUAUAUACACACUCGGCCACAACAAACGUGCGUUAAAUAAAAAAAAUGGGAACUGUCAAAAAAUGGUCUACCCGUAGAUUAAAAUGUGCGAGUCAAGCGGAAAUAUUGCGCUGUCAUCAACGAGACGACGAUUUUGUGAAUCAUUUGAAGCAGAAAUUAUCCGAGAUACUGCACAAUUUUGGAAUACACAGACCGUUGUUUCACUAUAUUCAGUCUGAUAUUCCGCUCAAAUUAGUGUAUUUUAUCUUCACGUCGGGGAUGGGAAAUCAAACCCUGGGCGAGGAAUACACCGGCAUUGUACAGGCUAAUCUGGAGGCGCGCAAAGUUCCUACACUAACUGUCAGAGUGUUGGCUGCGAUUUUGGAAUGCCUCGGAGAGAGAAUGGUGCUCAAAUUAUUGGGACAGUGUCAAGCUUACGUGAACAGGCCCCAUAGUGAGCUGACACCAACAGCAAUAACAUUUCUUAAUAACUUCCUGUCCAAACUGCGCACAAUGAUACCUGUAAUUGUGUUAUUCCAUAAAGGAAUAUUUUACAUUUACGGUAGAUAUUACAGCCUGGGUCAAAGAAUUGUUGGAUUAGAUCAUACAAAGGUAUAUGGUCCUCGACCGGUGGAUACCGUCAGCUGGGGAUUAAGACUGUUAGGAAUUGCUACUCUAAUUCAAUGUCUAUUAAGAAUUUGGCAGUGUAGCAAGAUGCAAGAUACUACAAUCACAAGUACAUCUAAUACAAAAUGUAUUAGUCAUAGUUGUCAAUUAUGCCUCGAAACGACAGCAACAACUGCAACAUUAUGUGGUCAUUUGUUUUGUUGGACUUGUCUCAGUGAGUGGUUACGUGUUAAACCACAAUGUCCAUAUUGCAGAGAAUAUGUACCACCAUCAAGAAUUGUACAUGUGAUGAAUCUAUAAUUUUCUGUGAUAGUUGAUUAUAUAUUUCUUGAAUAUGUAUAUAUAUACAAAAAUGUAAAAAGAACUAAUA
Molecule: messenger RNA, 1181 nt
Organism: Nylanderia fulva
Lineage: Eukaryota; Metazoa; Arthropoda; Insecta; Hymenoptera; Formicidae
Product: peroxin 10
Biological process (GO): protein import into peroxisome matrix
Cellular component (GO): peroxisomal membrane
Molecular function (GO): zinc ion binding
Source: RefSeq, a predicted model, not a curated record